AUGGCGCUGAAUACUGAACCAACACACAACCUUUGGGCAUGUUCAGUACUCCGGCAGGUGGUUAAGAGCGGCGAGGCCAUCCUCACCAACACUACCUCAGAGAAGCAUUCUUCGGAGGAUGAUGAUCUCAAUAGAGCUUGCAAGUUGGGAUCCCACUAUGUUGCGCUGGAGAAGGAGGUGAUAUCCCUUCAGCUGGACCUGGAUAUUGAGAAGCUCAAGAGUGCCCGACUAGAGAAGGAGAAGAAAACCCUGGGAGAAACCAUGAAGCGGGCCCUGGAGAGCAAGAAGGACCUGGCGGUGGCUCAGAAGGAAGCCAGGACCAAGACCAAGCUCACCAACGAGAAGUUGGCUUCAGUUCGCAAAUUGGAGGAGGAGAUCAAGGACGUCAAGGCUGCAGUCGCCGCUGCCAAAGGCGAGUCCUCCGAAUGGGAGAAGAAAUGCAAAGACCAAGCCGACACCUUCGCGCAGGAGAAGCAAACUCUGGAGGAGAAGGUUGCGCCACUCACUGAGAAGAAGAAUUCUCUGGAGCAAUACAUUGAGGAUUUCCGCACAGAGCAGAAGCACUGCUACAACAUAGAGUUGGAGUUGGAGAGGCUCGAGAGGAAUCUAGAACCCUCCAGGUCGCUCGUCGCCGACAAGGCAGCUCUCGCCAUCCUGUGUCUAGAAGACCAUCUGGAGAACGCCUUAGGCUCUAUAACUUGGACGAGGAGCGCCUUGGGCCGGAUCGACAAGGAGUUGCAGCCUUGUGAGGAGACCCAGAUGGACCUGGAGUCCAUCAUGACGCAUCCGAAUGAGGUCCCAGCUCGAGUGAAAGCUUGGAAGAAGUCUGCUGCCCGAAGCGAUGCUGAUGUGGCUUUGUCACUCGUCCGUGUUCACUGCAAGAACAUGGACGAGUAG
Aegilops tauschii subsp. strangulata is the source of this 897-nucleotide messenger RNA. The record is from RefSeq and is a predicted model, not a curated record. Lineage: Eukaryota; Viridiplantae; Streptophyta; Magnoliopsida; Poales; Poaceae.